Geosmithia morbida is the source of this 2817-nucleotide messenger RNA. RefSeq names its product methylenetetrahydrofolate dehydrogenase (NADP+) / methenyltetrahydrofolate cyclohydrolase / formyltetrahydrofolate synthetase. Gene Ontology annotation, molecular function: methenyltetrahydrofolate cyclohydrolase activity; ATP binding; formate-tetrahydrofolate ligase activity. Gene Ontology annotation, cellular component: cytosol. Bases 1 to 2817 code for a protein of 938 amino acids. Gene Ontology annotation, biological process: tetrahydrofolate interconversion. NCBI's taxonomy places the organism in Eukaryota, Fungi, Ascomycota, Sordariomycetes, Hypocreales, Bionectriaceae. The record is from RefSeq and is a predicted model, not a curated record. The transcript is spliced from 4 exons.
AUGGUUGCCACAAAGCUUGAUGGCACUGCCAUCGCCAAGUCUAUUCGCGAGCGCCUUGGCAUCGAGGUUGCUGAGAGGCAGAAGCUCAACCCCAGGUACAAGCCCUGCCUCAAGAUCAUCCAAGCCACCUAUGUUCGCAUGAAGCUCAAGGCCGCUUCCGAGGCCAACAUUGAUUGCGAAUUGAUCCACCUGCCCGACGACAUCUCGGAGCCCGAGCUGCUCGACCAGAUCCGCUCGCUCAACCAGGACCCCGAUGUCCACGGAAUCCUCGUCCAGCUCCCCGUCCCCGCCCACAUCUCCGAGUACGCCGUCACGUCUUCGGUGGCUGACGAGAAGGAUGUCGACGGCUUCGGCACCAACAACAUUGGCGAGCUGGCCAAGAAGGGCGGUAGCCCCCGCUUCAUCCCUUGUACUCCCAAGGGUGUUAUGCACCUCCUCAAGGAGUCGGGCGUCGACCUGGCCGGCAAGGGUGCCGUCGUCAUUGGCCGCAGCGACAUUGUCGGCAGCCCCGUGAGCUACCUGCUCAGGAACGCUGACGCCACCGUCACCGUCUGCCACUCCAAGACCAGGAACCUCCAGGAGCUCCUCAAGACGGCCGAUGUCGUCGUCGCCGCCAUUGGCAGCCCCAAUUUUGUGGAGGGUGAGUGGCUCAAGGAGGGUGCCGUCGUCAUCGACGUGGGCACCAACUUUGUCCCCGACGAGACUAGGAAGACGGGCUUCCGCCUGGUGGGCGACGUCAACUACGAAUCGGCCUGCCAGGUCGCGUCGGCCAUCACGCCCGUCCCUGGUGGGGUAGGACCCAUGACGGUGGCCAUGUUGAUGCAGAACGUUGUCGACGCCACGACGCACUAUUUUGAGAGGCAGAAGCUGAGGAAGACGAUCCCUCUGCCUCUAAAGCUCCAGGACCCUGUGCCGUCCGACAUUGCCGUGUCGAGGUCCCAGACGCCCAAGCAGAUUACGCGCAUUGCCGAAGAGGUUGGCAUCGCCCCUCACGAGCUGGAGCCGUACGGAGCCUACAAGGCCAAGGUGGACCUGAGCCUGCUUAAGCGUCUCUCGCACCGCCGCGACGGCCGCUAUGUGGUCGUUACGGGCAUCACGCCCACGCCGCUGGGCGAGGGAAAGUCGACGACGACCAUGGGUCUGGCCCAGGCUCUGGGUGCCCACCUGGGACGCCUGUCGUUUGCCAACGUACGCCAGCCCAGCCAGGGCCCUACCUUUGGUAUCAAGGGUGGCGCUGCCGGCGGUGGCUACAGCCAGGUCAUCCCCAUGGACGAGUUCAACCUGCACCUGACGGGCGACAUCCACGCCAUCACGGCGGCCAACAACCUUCUGGCUGCGGCCAUCGAGACGCGCAUCUUCCACGAGAACACGCAGAAGAACGGACCCCUCUACCGGCGCCUGGUUCCGGCCAAGAACGGGCAGCGCAAGUUUGCCCCCGUCAUGCUGCGCCGCCUCAAGAAGCUGGGCAUCGACAAAACGAACCCGGACGACCUCAAUGAGGAGGAAAUCGGCCGGUUUGCACGUCUCGACAUUGACCCGGACACGAUCACUUGGAGGCGCGUGCUGGACGUCAACGACCGCCACCUUCGCGGCGUGACGGUCGGCACGGCGUCGACGGAGAAGGGCCAGGCGCGUGAGACAGGCUUCGACAUCUCGGUGGCGAGCGAGUGCAUGGCCAUUCUUGCCCUGAGCACCAGCCUGGCGGAUAUGCGCGAGAGGCUGGGCCGGAUGGUGGUUGCGUCGUCGCGGGCGGGUGACCCGGUGACGUGCGACGACAUCGGUGCGGGCGGCGCCCUGACGGCGCUCAUGAAGGAUGCCAUCAAGCCCAACCUGAUGCAGACGCUCGAAGGCACGCCGGUGUUCGUGCACGCCGGUCCGUUUGCCAACAUCAGCAUCGGGCAGAGCUCGAUCCUGGCAGAUAAGCUGGCGCUCAAGUUGGCGGGCACGGAGCCGGACGAGGACCACGACGCCAAGGCCGGCUUCGUCGUGACGGAGGCCGGCUUCGACUUCACCAUGGGCGGCGAGCGUUUCUUCAACAUCAAGUGCCGGGCAUCGGGACUCGUCCCGGACGUGGUGGUGGUCGUGGCGACGGUGCGCGCGCUCAAGGUGCACGGCGGCGGCCCACCCAUCGCACCCGGAGCGGCGCUGGACCCGGUGUACAAGCAGGAGAACGUCGAGAUCCUACGGGCGGGCUGCGUCAACCUGCGCAAGCACAUUGAGAACGCGCGGUCGUUUGGCGUGCCGGUGGUGGUGGCCAUCAACAAGUUCGGCACGGACACGGAGGCCGAGAUUGCGGUGGUGCGCGAGGAGGCGAUGGCGGCGGGCGCGUCGGACGCCAUCCUGGCCAACCACUGGGCCGAGGGAGGUGCCGGAGCGGUCGACCUGGCCAGGGGCGUCGUGGCGGCGAGCUCGAAGCCCAAGGACCUGACGGCCUCGGGCCAGCUGCGCCUGACGUACGACCUCGAGGGAUCGAUCCAGGAGCGCAUCGAGACCAUCGGCCGCAACAUGUACGGGGCGGCGGGCGUCGAGUUCAGCGAGCUCGCGCAGUCCAAGGUGGACACGUAUACCCGGCAGGGAUACGGCAACCUGCCCAUCUGCGUGGCCAAGACGCAGUACUCGCUGUCGCACGAUCCGGAUCUGAAGGGUGCUCCCACCGGCUUCACCAUUCCCAUCCGGGAUGUCCGCAUGGCUGCGGGUGCCGGUUAUCUGUACGCCCUUGCGGCUGAUGUCCAGACUAUCCCCGGUCUCCCGACGGCACCGGGAUACCUCAAUGUCGAUGUCGACACCGAGACGGGUGAGAUUGACGGUCUGUUCUAG